This is a messenger RNA of Vanrija pseudolonga, 984 nucleotides long. RefSeq lists its product as uncharacterized. NCBI's taxonomy places the organism in Eukaryota, Fungi, Basidiomycota, Tremellomycetes, Trichosporonales, Trichosporonaceae. The transcript is spliced from 2 exons. Bases 1 to 984 code for a protein of 327 amino acids. The record is from RefSeq and is a predicted model, not a curated record.
AUGGCCUCGGACUACAGUUACAGUGACCCCCCGACCCCCCCAUAUCACUCAUCAGACUCGCAGUGGCCGUGGUCGACGUCCUCGGCCCGCCCGUCGCCCACUCCGCCAACCACUCCCCCCUCGAGCUCGCCGCCCUCGAGCUCGCCCCCCAGGUCCCCAAGGCGCUCACAAUCCGCCGCGCGCAAGCACCUCGCGCCCAAGCACACCGCGCCCAAGCACACCAAGCCCAAGCACCCCAAAACCAAGCACGCAGAUCCGCAUGUGGACCGUAGGUCAGGCUUCAUCGGCAUGCGCUUGGACACGGGGGCGUACAUCGUCGACCUGCACUCCACCCCGUCUACGCCGUUCCGGCUGUGCAACUGCCCCGCGUGUAUCACUGCCCGCGGCGACACCGUCCCCGACGUGCGCCUGUUCUUCUCCGCCAGCGAGUUUGACGACUGGUGCGCGGACCGUACCGGGCUGCCGCGCAAGUUUGUUGCACAGGACGCACUUGGCGACGAGGAGGACACCCUCGCCGUUGCCGCGGACGUUGUCGAUCGUCAUUCGCAAGACGAGCGCUUCCCUCACCACUUCGACAGCCUCGACGAUGCCGACGACGCCGACGAUGACCACUGUCGGUCAGAACCGAGCUGGCUGCAUGUCUUGGCUAUCCGUCUCGUGGUGUACACUGUGAUGGUGUGCCAACUGCUGUGGCUGUGGUGGAGUGGCAUUCUGUUGGCACCGACGCCUCGCUUCACCUACGAUCAGGUCUGGCAAUGCAUGCCUCACCGCGUCGUCGCCCGCUGGUGGAUCAGCUAUGUCGUCUCCGCCUCAUGCUGGGUGUACCAGGAGUCUGCGCGCUGCAGGCUCCUCUACGCGACGUACUUGGUGUUCGAGUACAUCAAGGCGUCGCCAGCAUCGGCAGCCCUGCUCAUCGCAUGUGUCUUGAUGGUCGGAGGACUUGUUAUUUGGAGCGCCGUUCAUCGGCAUGAGACUGAGCAGUGA